AAAAAUAACUAAGACUAUUAAAUAAGACCAAAAUGCUUGGGUCAUAGUGUGUUAAAAGCCAGGACAUAAAAAUAUGUCUUCAGAAGUCAUUUAAAUUGAUCAAGUGUUUGUGCACUUGGUCAGGUCUGAGACCUGCCACAGAGAAGGCUCUAUCGCCACGAGAUGUGAGAUUAGUCCGUGGGAUGGAUAGCAUUAAUUUUGAGCUACACCUCAUGACUUUUCCUAGAGCAUAAACAGAAAGGAGCUCAGACAGGUAAGAAGAGGCUCGGGCGUGAAGUGACUUAAAAACAAAAAGUAAAAGUUUAAAUUGGAUCCUGUAGUAGACAGGCAGCCAGUGUAGGGAGGCUAAAGCUGGAGAUAUAUGAUCUCUCCGUUUGGUACCAAUGUUAAUAUGUAUUCUGGGAAAUCUUCUGCAGACUUAAGGUGUCUGUAGCAACAGGUUACCAUGGUGAUAAACCCUGAUAAGAUUUGUUAUUCUGAAAACCCACCAUUUCCUUAAGCCUGAACUUAGCUGGAUAACCCCACUAUUCACUGUAGAUCACUGUGCUCCCUCAACUACAACUAAAAUGAAGUAUUGUGUUUUUGUAAUGAAAAUGUUAAAUACGCAUAUUGCAAAUAAGUUAUUCUAGUAACAACUAAACCCGUGUUACUUACUUGGUUUAUAGUGGCAGGAUCUGCACCAAUCACCAGGAUUGAGGAGGACACUGAUUCUGGAGCACAUGGGACUACGCGAGCUAGACCUUGGGAAAUUGGCCACCGUAUAUAUGUCUCUUUGGAACUCAAGAAAGAUCAUCAUUAGCUCAUGGGGUUAUCUCUAAAGCAUGAUCUUAGUUAAAACCUGCCAAAAAAUUCACUUUGAGCGUAUUUUAUGUUUUUGUUUUGUUUGUUUUUUUAAUUUAAGACCCAAAAUAUGUGUAGUGGUUAAGAAAAAACAUCUGGAAAUAUCAUAGCUAAAUAUGCUUAUUGGUAGUCAGUGGCAUGACUGUGUAUUUCAAAAAAAUUAUCAUUGAGCCUCUGUGAUCUUCUGGCCCCGUCGGCUGUAAAACCAGACACACUUCUGUGCUGGAAAUCCUGACAUAACCUUAGGAACAUGUUUCACUAUUAUACUCAUAAAUAAAUAAAUACAUAAAUGAAUUAACAACAUUACUAAAAACCGCCACUUUCGCUGGAUGGACUGAGGCAAAGUUGUAAACUGCCCUGUGGGUUGAUCAUCUGAAAUUUUGAAUUGUUUCUGGAAGUGACAUUCUGGGCCAACACUUGUCUGGGCUUAAGAAAAGAGGGACCCAUCCGUCGGUUAUGAACUCACAGUUAAAAACCUAGAGUCUGUGGUGAUAUAGGCGUACAUACAAGCGCAUAUAAUUAUUUUAAUUACAUUAAACAACCUUGACUUUCCGUGUUGAGAAUUUCCUACUGUGGAUUACAAAUUCCCGUUAGUGGGUGCACAUAAGGCUGUGAUGACCAUUCAGAAGUGCAUGUCCAUCAAACAUGGCUUCCCUUGGACUUGGGUGAGGCAGGGCUGAAAUGUGCAGGGGUCAGACUCUCAGGCUAUAGGGGAGGGUUAUGUUAAUGCAUCCUGGCAGUGUGGGAUUUUUCCAUCAAACACUCAAGUACAAAUUCUGCAUACUACGCUCACUCAUAGAAAUUCAUAUAAUGCAAUCCUCUCCCACUCUUGAGCUCACUGUCACACAUACACACAUGUUCAGACCUCAUCCUGGCACUACUGAGAAGCUCUAAGCGACAAGAUUACUUGAAGUCAUGGACAGCACUUCUUUGUUACAAAUCUCUUCGUGCUGUUAUUGGAUGUGAAUGCUGUUCCGCUUCUAAAUCCAUCCUGAUGUUCAACACAAUGGGACCAUCAGAGCACAUCCUUUAAACUGUGGAAAGCUUCAUAAUUAGGAAUUAGCAACAACUUUUCCAUCCCUUCAAAAAAUGGAGUGAAGCUGACUGAAGCCUUUAAGGGGUGUUAGAUACUCCAUGGGCUUUUGACGAAGGAAAUGAAGGGAAAAAAGAGUAAAUUAUUUAAUUAAUGACCAGCAACCUUUGAAAAAUGAAGAAGGAAAGAAGAAAUAUUCAGAAACAUUACACCCAGACACAUUUCUUUAAAUUAAGCUUGCAUGCAAAGAGUGGGAAAGAACAGACUUAUAUAAAACUAAUGUAAAACAUAUAUAUGGCCAUACUGUAUGUAUAUGGGUGGGAGUACAGCAGAGGUCAUACCUCCUCGGGCCAGAAGUUAAUGAGUUUGUCACAAGAUCCUUCUUACUUGGUGCUCCUGCUAUUUAUACUUAAAGAUUUUUCCAGUUCCACAGUCAAAGGCACAGUUGUUAAAGAGGAGAAUUUAACCAUUCAUAUGACAAUUUAGGCCAUGAAAUUGGCAAGGAUAAGAGGCCCAAAUCAGUAAUUAAGAAGUUAUGGGAGUCUUUGAAUAGAAUAACAAGGUCGAUGGAAACUCUUCUGUAAAAGAAAAGUUUGACUUUAUGGUAAAUAAUCCUAUUUGCUUUCUUGUCAAGAGCCUAAGUAUUAAAUGUGAAGGUGCAGUUGACAACCUUUUGACAAAUCCUGAAGAGUUAAGAAGGAAAGUCAGGUCACACGGGCCGACAAGGUAAAGAAAAGAUAACACAAAAGGUGACAUAUACAAUUUCAGAGAUAAAAUCAACAAUCAAAUCACAUCAGAUCAGAAUUAUAUACAAAUUAUCUGAGCACUUAGAGGUCCUACUUCUCUUAAACAACAUGGCACAUGGUGGCACAGUGGUUAGCACUGUUGCCUUACAGCAAGAAGGUCCUGAGUUCAGUUCAUCAGCCUUUUGAUGUGGAGUUUGCUUGUUCUCCUUGUGUUUGUGUGGGCUCCUUCCAGGUACUCCUGCUCCCUCCCACAGUUCAAUCGCAUGCAUUUAGUAGGGAUAGGUUAAUUGGUAACUCUAAAUUGCCCAUAGGUGCAAAUGGUUGUCUGUGUCUAUGUGUUAGCCCUGCAACAGACUGGCAACCUGUCCAGGGUGUACCCUAAGACAGCUGGGAUAGGCUCCUGAGGCCCUGAAAAGGGUCUUUUGUGCCACAUAAUCAAAUGGAUAAAUACCCAUGUUUAUUCUGAAUGUGUAAAAAGUAGAUACAGUUGCAGACGUUUGAUGGGAAUACUUUACUGUGGUCUGUGAAUAGACAUUUUUAUUAAGGGUUUUUCUUUGUCCCAGAAUCUUGAGACAAUUAGACAGAGCAUUAAAACCAUUUCAAAAAAGGAAGACUGGACUACAAUGCUUAAAAAAAAAAAAGGUCUGUAACUCUGUAAGUUAAAUCUGCUUUUCUUUCCAGAACCUGGUGUUGUUUAGGGAAAAAAACAAUUUGUACAUAAUAGUAAACAAAAUUUUAGCUCCCAGCAUUUUUAGAGUUUUAUUGGACACUCAUCAGCGCUAAAGACCUCGAGGCCUCAGUAUCGCUAAAAUAGACAGUUAGGCAGUGUAAUCUGGUGCAAGCCAAAUCUUCAUUGUUGAUAUCUGACUUAGAAUAAUUUCAUUUGUAGGCUUUGAAGUAUCCUCUUAAUUAAAUUACCAGUAGAAACUAAAAGUCACAACAUUUUUGGUACAGUAGUUGUACCUCUUAUAGCUUGAGUUAAAGCUCCGCUCUUCAAUAUGCUGCAUAAUCUUUGUGAGAGACUAUUAUCAAGUAAACGACGACAACUUGAUUCAACAUAACAAACCCCACAAAAACUUUUCUUUAAAACUCUGUAUGUAGACCUAUUGUAAAUUUAACAUUAAAAUCUUCUCAUCAAUAACCAAGUUCAGGUAAACCUUGUAAAUUGUCCCCAGGAGCUCCUCUCUGUUCCCAGCAAAUAACAUCUCGUCUGAUUACAGGACCUGUUUAAUCUUCAUUCCUCCCUGUUGUGGUUAUAGGCGUGGGUACGAGGCAGGUUAUUUCCUGGCCAGGUGCAGUAACUUCCUGGAAGCCAAGCUAACCAGUCUGGUGUUGCUGUUACAUUUUCUAUGACGCUAACACUGCAUAAUGGGUAUAGUUCCACAUAAAGUACAUGUAUUUUCCUAAAUGACCUAGUAUUAUUUUUAAAAUGAAAUGUGAAGUGGUGGGAAACCUGAAUGUUUCUGAAAGACGUUAAGGACAUGCGAGAAGAGAAGUUAUCUGCCUGUGUGUUUUUGCUCUCAAUACUUCAUUAUAACCGUUGGAAUGGCCUCCAGCAAGGAGGAAUUAAACCUGAAAGAUUCCUGUUAUAUAAUAGAACAUGUGUCUGCAGGCAGAGGCCAGUACAGGGGGUCCUCGGCUGACACUCACAUUACAUUCAGCAAACAGGGAAACAAGGGAAGAGGAGGAUGAGCUAUUUUGGUUUUGUUUGUGACUCUUUGUUGCAAUCCCAAACUUCACCAACUGGUUGCAGGUCUGUGUGACUUUUGAGGAGGGAUGAAGGGAAACCUUGAGACGAACAAGUGAACAAAGCAGGUACGGUGUUUUGACCGAAAUCUUGAUUCUCCUGUGUUUACUGGUUUCCUGAAAACGCAACUUAGAGUAAAGUUGUUGGUCGUUGAAUUAAAGCUAAUCCCAUUUUCACUAGAUAAUUUGGAUUUACCUCACCUCAUUACAGUUUACAUCUCACACUGUGGGAAUUUCACCCUGAACACAGAAAACUCAGCCGUAAACCCAAGAGUCGCAUGGUAAAUAACUGUCUUGAAGUUUACUCUGACAGGAAUUGCCAUUGAUCCCAGACAAACAAUUCAACUUCCCCUUCCAGAGAACGCUUCCCAGCAAAAAAUAGAGCACCAGGGAUGUAAGAAUUAAGGGGGAGUGUGGAGAGGAAGAGGAGGAGAUGGAGGAGGAGGAAGCGAGAGAGAGAGAGGGAAAGAGAAGGGAGGUCCAUGGGGGAAACACUCUCUCGUGAUGCCCUGUUUUUUCUUCUCGUGCCCCCUGUGUGGACAAACAGCUCGUGGUGGGAAGACACGACGCUCAGAUGCCGGCGUCAAGAGUCAUCUUCUGCUGAUGCCCACAAGAAGGUGGUCCUACAAUCGCGCUGUGGUCAUCUGCAUCUACACCUGCCAUCUGUCCGCUAACUUAAGGAAGACUUAGUUCCUCUGAGGGACCAUCUCUGCCUGAUUGAAAGCAGCUUCUCGAAUAUCGGCACUAAAGCAGAACGAAACUCCCCCUUUCCCCCUCCGGUGCACCCUCUUUUCACCUUCCCCGUUGUUCCUACCAGCUCUUUGUGCUUCAGGUGUGCGCCCAGGCCGUGAGUAGCGAUGGGGGACUGGACCCUCCUGGGGAAUUUCCUAGAGGAAGUCCAGGAACACUCCACUUCGGUCGGAAAGAUUUGGCUCACCAUCCUCUUCAUCUUUCGUAUCCUGGUGCUGGGCACGGCGGCAGAGUCCUCGUGGGGGGACGAGCAGAGCGAUUUCCUCUGUGACACCCAGCAACCAGGUUGCACCAAUGUGUGCUACGACAGGGCCUUCCCCAUCGCACACAUCCGCUACUGGGUGCUGCAGAUUGUCUUUGUCUCUACGCCCUCCCUCAUCUAUAUGGGCCACGCCAUGCACACAGUGCGCAGGGAGGAGAAGCGGCGAAAGAGGGAGCAGGAGGAGAGAGAGGCGAGAGGUGAAGAGGGAGGAGACCUGGAGGGGGAGAAGGAGUACCUCCAGCAGAAGGAGAGCGGAAAGGAGGUGGUUGCUGACGGGAGUGGCAGAGUUCGCCUAAAAGGGGCGCUGCUGCGGACCUACGUCCUGAGCAUUUUAAUCCGUACAAUGAUGGAGGUGACUUUCAUUGUGGUGCAGUAUCUUAUCUAUGGAGUGUUCCUCGAUGCGUUGUACCUAUGCAAGGAAUUGCCCUGUCCCAAUCCGGUUAACUGCUACAUGUCACGGCCCACGGAGAAGAAUGUCUUCAUCGUCUUCAUGCUGGUGGUGGCCGGCGUUUCUCUGCUGCUCUCUGUGUUGGAGCUCUACCAUCUCGGCUGGAAGAGCAUCAAGAGGUGCAUACACAAAAAGAUGAUGCAAAAGAGCAAGCAGAGAGCUGUGACGGUAGCGGUGUCUGCAGCCUUGGAGUCCAACACCUCACCACAACCCUCAGUCUCCUGCACCCCACCUCCUGACUUCAACCAGUGCCUGACAGCCCCCGCCUCCAUAAACCGCAUGACUUCCAUGGCCUCUCAUCCCUUCAACACCAGAAUGGCGCUGCAGCAGAACUCAGCCAAUCUGGCAACUGAGCGACAUCGUAGCUGCGACAACCUGGAGGAUGAUGAAGACUUCCUCAGGAUGAGAUACAACCAGGUACCAACAGGCCUGCCCAAUAACUGCUCGCCAUUGCCUCUGCUACACUCAGUGUACUUGAAGGACAAACGGCGCCUGAGCAAGACCAGCGGGACCAGCAGCAGGGCUCGCCAAGAUGACCUGGCAGUAUAAAUUCACAAAGUGUGGUGGAUGAGGAAGAGAGGAAGAAGGGCUGGACCUUCGGAAGUAAUGUGUGUCUGGGAGAUAGAUCUCUGUGAUGGAGGCGUGAGCUGAGGCUAACUAUGAACUGUAGCACCAAGGCCUGACACUUGAGCACAUGUGAUGAGUGGAUAAUGUGAACUUGACUUGUGUGAGCUUUGUGUCCUAGAGCUCUAAAGAAAAACUGCAAAACAAGCUGUAAAGGAGAAUAAUGAGAACAGAGUAACAGGUUUGACACCUGACUAUUGCACAUUAGGAGUAGAGAGUCCUUUCAUUUUAAACCAGUUAACUACAGAUUAGCUGAUUUUUGUCACACACAAAUGCAAAAAAAAAAGAAAAAAAGAUUUGCAAUAAAUAGACAAGAUCGCAGUAUGCUAGAAACUGUGAAGCUCUUCGAUAAAGUGCCUUAUCAAGCGUCAGAAAUAUCUAUUUCCUUAUGACAUUGUUUUUGUAAUUAUUUAAAAGCCGUGGUAGAGACUGUCAUUUGAACCACUUGUUGACCUGAUUGCACUAUACCUGCAGGCAAACAUAAAAACGUAACUCGGAAAUAAUAGCACUGCAAUCUCAAAGCCUGUCAGUGAAGUCAGUCCUAUACUAGUCAGAAGUCUUCUGUGCACAGAAAUGAGAGAAUGUAGCCUUUUACAGGAUUUUCUUUUUGAAGGUCCCUCAAAGAAAAAGCAAGCGGUCCUGCUUGGAUGUUGUUAUGAAUGGAUUCAGCCACUAGGUGGCAACAAUGCACUAGCGUUUCCCCCUUUCUCUCCCGGACCCAUUGUGUUAAAAGUGUGUUCCUAAGAAAUGUGUGAGUCGGUUGGUGUCUUUGAAUGUAUUGUUCUUGUAGCACAGUAACUGUGCGGGUAGUUCAUAACCAUGUUGUGAAUAUACGUCUUUACAAGUGGAAGAUGAUUUUUUAAAAAUAUAUACAUGUAUAUGUGCAUAAACAUAGCACAAUAUUUGAAGAACUGUCCAUCCUGCUGUACAUCCACUGCAGUCUUUGGUUAUUUCACACACACAUUUAUGCAAUAACUGUCAUCGCAAACCCACAACAAAUAAAUAAAUCAUCAGCUGUACAAUCUGCUCUGUUGUUCUCAGCGUGUGAUUUAUUCAGUGCCGUACAACACUUGCCUUUGAUUUGUCUGUCGUAUGAACAUAGAAAGACUUUAGUAUAUGUAAAUAUGCACACACUAAACUGUUAGAAUUGCACAAGAUGAACAUUUAGAACAACUAACAUUGAAAUAACGUGCUCAAUGCAGAAAUGCUGAAAUCAAGACAAAGUGAUGCAAUUUCCAGAUUCGAACAAAGAUGAAGAGUCUCCAGCAUUUCUGAAUCACUGUACCAUUGCUGCAGCGACUUUCUGUUUGCCGUCCUCACAAAGGACCUGCAGGAGACAGAUUGUGGAAGAUGAGCAAUGUUUACACAAACAGAGACUGUCUCGCCAUUUCUGCCAGGACGCUGAGGUCUGGUAUCCAGCUUAAUCUGCCACAUGCUGAAGCUGAAUUGGAAAAUCCUUGUUGCUUUUGUAUUAUUUUUAUUUCUGUGGAACCUCAGUGCUUUCUGAGAUUGAGCUUCACAGAGAUAUUUGUGUAUUCUGAGUUAGACCAGGAUGGUGAUAGCACAUUUGCUGCUUAAUAAAAUGUUUUCCUGUCUUCUUUUCUAAAGGAUUCAUUUUUAAAAAAUAGUUUGAAAAUUGUGCAAGAACCAGAAUCAGCUUAAAAGGAUAUAAAUGGUCAUACAUUAAAGAAAGACAAACACGAGACUAUGCAUCAAACUAAAAUUAAUACAAAUGGAAAACCUACAAGGAAGUUUAUAAGUUACUCUACAGUGAAAACUAUUAAGUGUUAUAUAUCUUUUCCAAUUGGUGUCCUUUUAAGACCUCUUUCCAAACAAGAGUAAGCUCAAGGAGAUUUUGCUUUACUUGAGUUAUGAUUCAGUAAUGAUUAAGAGGACUCUGGCAAUAUGGAAGAUGAAGGUCCCUUCAGUGUGACUGGAAUUCGUGA
Molecule: messenger RNA, 8395 nt
Organism: Haplochromis burtoni (Burton's mouthbrooder)
Lineage: Eukaryota; Metazoa; Chordata; Actinopteri; Cichliformes; Cichlidae
Gene: gja5a
Product: gap junction protein, alpha 5a
Exons: 2
Coding region: 5223-6374 (383 amino acids)
Biological process (GO): cell communication
Cellular component (GO): connexin complex
Source: RefSeq, a predicted model, not a curated record